Messenger RNA from Amyelois transitella, 2981 nucleotides. RefSeq names its product esterase B1. The record is from RefSeq and is a predicted model, not a curated record. Lineage: Eukaryota; Metazoa; Arthropoda; Insecta; Lepidoptera; Pyralidae. The transcript is spliced from 3 exons. Bases 366 to 1976 code for a protein of 536 amino acids.
UUCCCCAAGACGAGCGACGGUGCAAAAUACGCUCUGUGUACAAACAUCGACGUCAAAAUAUAGUGGACUUUAACAUAUCCGCGUUAUUCAUGUAUCUCAUAUCUUAUCAGUCCAGACAAAUUUAACAGCAUUAUAUCAUACAGCUGGCUGGCAGUCUAUCAGUGGCACUCCCUCUUGACAUGCCCAAGAAAGAACAAUAUUCGCGCAUGCGUAUUACAGCUGUCUGAUAAAUAAACAAAGUUAUGAUAAUACAUCAACACGGAAAGAUGCUACCAAACUGAUAAUUCCUUGGCAAGCAACCAAUUUUAACGAUGUUCCGUAUUUCGAACAGAAGACACUGUAAUUGGACUUUAUAAUCAUCAGAUAUGCUGGUGGAAGUGGAACAAGGAACGCUGAGAGGCGCGACUUGUGGGUCUGGCGAGGAAACUUACAUUGGCUUCAAAGGGAUACCUUAUGCCAAACCGCCCAUAGGAAAAUUAAGAUUCAAGGCUCCGGAACCUCCCGAAUCAUGGGUGGGAGAGCGCGACGCGUCGCAGCACGGGCCUGUUUGUCCGCAGUACAACGAACGCCUGGACUGCAUCGAGCCAGGCAGCGAGGACUGCCUCUACCUCAACGUGUUCACCACAACACUCACCCCGUCAGAGCCCCGCCCCGUCAUGGUCUGGAUCCACGGUGGCGGCUUCUACACCGGCUCGGGAAACUCGGACUAUUACGGCCCAGAAUUCUUAAUAAAACAUAACGUGAUAUUAGUAACCCUUAACUACAGACUGGAAGUCCUUGGCUUUUUAUGUCUGGACAACGACGAAGUACCAGGCAAUGCUGGUUUGAAAGACCAAGUCGCGGCGUUGAAGUGGGUGAAGAAAAACAUCGCCAAAUUCGGAGGCGAUCCGGAGAACGUCACGCUAUUUGGAUGCAGCGCGGGCGCAGCAUCUGUCUGUUACCAUUUGGUAUCGAAAAUGAGUCAAGGCCUGUUCAACAAGGCGAUAUGUCAAAGCGGAGUUUGCCUUAACGAAUGGGGUUACAAUCUGUACCCUCGCGAGAGAGCCUUCCAAUUGGCUAAACUAUUAGGAAAAGAAACACAGGAUCCCGCUGAACUAUUAGAGUAUCUAAGAAGUUUGCCGACUUCGUCUUUAGUCAAAAUCGAACUGCCAAUACUGCAAGUCGAAAAAUUCGAUCUAGCAGACAAUAUUCUGUUCGGACCUGUGAUAGAGAAGUCUCAUUUGAACGUUGAGAAGUUUAUAUCAGAAUCUCCAGUGGAUAUGGUCACGAGAGGCGACGUAGGGAAUGUCCCGGUUAUUGUGGGGUACGUUUCGGGCGAGGGCAUCGAAAUAUCGAGAAAGCUGCCGCAUUUGACGGCGUUUCUGGGUAUGCCGGGUGCUGUGGUCCCCAGAGAGCUGAAGUUCAAGUUGCCUCGCGAGAAAUUGUAUGAUAUCGACCAGAUGAUCCGCAAAUUUUAUUUCGAUGGUAAAGAUAUUACUGAGAACUCACUACAGGAAUAUACCAAUCUGGAGACGGACAGGCUUUUUGCUUACAACAUAAUGAGGUAUGCGAGGUACCACGCACACUAUUGCUCUAUGCCAGUCUUCGUCUACAAGUUUACGGCGGAAACUGAAAGGAAUUACUAUAAGAGACAUUACAAAAUGGAGGCGGUAAAAGGAGUCUGCCACGCGGAUGAAUUGCCGUACUUAUUCGAUGUUAAAUGUAUUGAUAUACCGAAGCCAGAUAAAUCUUGGAAAGUUAUAGAUAAUUUAACGAAAUUGUGGACGAAUUUCGCCAUUACGGGAAAUCCCACGCCGUCCAGUGAACUGCCCCAGUGGAAGCCGUUCAAGGACGGGGCGCGCAACACGUUCAUCAUCGGUGAUGACCUCGUGUGCGCUGAGGAUGAAGACGAGGCCAACAUGCAGUUCUGGGAAGACGUUUAUGGGGAAUCGGUACUGAACAACUUACGGCCCAAUUCUCAGAAACGUUUCAAGUGAUGACGUCAUCUUUGAAAUGAUCUAACUUAGGUCAUGAUGAAGAGGAACUCUUUCUGGUGGGCGAAGAACUCGGGAUUUUUGUCUAUUUAAGUAUUUAUUUAAAAAAAAACAGUAUACUUGAGUUAGUAUCCGUAACACAAGUCUCGAACUUACUUUGGGACUAACUCAUUGAAUUCUAGACUUCGUGAUAGUAAAAAUUAUGUACUUAGUUUAACUUAAGCCUGUUUAGGUCCCAUUUUUACUAAGUUUCAACGAGCUUAGUUUGUGAUAUAGAUAUUGUUAAUUUUGUUUGCGAUUGGACCCACAACUCAAGCUUGAAGCUUACUGUGGGCCGUUGAGCGUUGUCCAUUGUGAUAUAAAUCAAAUUAAUAAAUUUAUUUGUAAAAUAAAAUAAGACAUUCUUCUGCGAAUUCUGUAUCUAUAUAAAAGCACCCUGAAAGGGAUUAAGAAAAACACAAUAUUAUUAUACUCUCGUAUAUUCUCAAUCUUAAGACUUAGAUACCUUAUAUAGUAGUCUAUGUUUAAAUCAAAUACACUACAACAGCGCAUCAUUCACAAUUAUUUCAUGUAUUUACAAAACAAAUACAUAAUCAUCACGAAACAUUAAUUCUAAAGAAACCUUUAUCAAGUAAUAAUUUUCCUUUAAUGUAUGCGCUCUUGUAGUUUGUUUAAAAUUACACUGCGGACACUUACUACGAUUUUGCUUGAUCUGUUAUAAAAUUGUCAUAAAUAGCGAAAUAGUGUUUAAGAACUUGAGGCACUGUCUAUACCAUCAGAAAUAAUGACAUUACAAUUAUUGUUUGAGAACAAAAACAAGAUUUUAUUAAAUAAUACAUAUGUGGUGUAGUUGCCACAGUAUCUAUGGACCGGAAUACAUUCUGAAAUGUAUGUAUGUUCAGACUGAACAAGAAAUAUAUUUUUAGCAAAGUUAACGGACAUGAUGCAAAGAAUAGAAAGGAAAUAUAAUAAUCUACACAACAUUGUAUGCUUUACGAAAUUCUAUUA